UCUCUCUCUCCCAUGUCAACAAAACCUGAUUCACUCAGUACCAAAUUGAGUUUUUAAUUAAUUAAAUUCCUUUGCUUUGCUUUCAUCUUUCAAAAUGAACGGCAGUUCUAGCGAAAGCAAGACAAGGGACAUGGACGGGCAGCUGGCGGGGCUGGGCUACAAAGUUCGCUCAUCGGAGCUCUGUCAAGUGGCUGAGAAUAUGGAACGUUUAGAGAACGCCAUCAACACUGUCAACUCAUCCAGGGACAUUUCUCAAGUAGUCUCCGACGCACUCCUCUACGAUCCUUCCAACAUAGGUUUAGGUUCCUGGGUCGACACGCUUCUCUCCGAGCUCGACCAAACCGUCUCGUUGCCCUACGAUCUAUCUUCGGACCUACCCGAUUUGCCCACGGAUCCGAAUCGCCAACUGGGGAUGGUAACCACCGUUGAAGAAGACUCCGGGAUAAGACUCGUUCACACGCUCAUCACGUGUGCGGAUUCCGUGCAACGUGGCGACCUCGCAUUCGCCGGCUCCCUCAUCGAGAGCAUGCAGGCACUGCUGGCUCACGUGAACACCUCCUGCGGCAUCGGUAAGGUCGCCGGCUACUUCAUCGACGCCUUACGCCGCCGAAUCUCGUCUCCGCAAAGCGCAGCGUUUCCAACCUCCCCCUACGAGAACGACGUUCUCUACCACCACUACUACGAGGCCUGCCCCUACCUAAAGUUCGCGCACUUCACUGCGAACCAGGCGAUCCUUGAAGCGUUCAACGGCCACGACUGCGUCCACGUCAUCGAUUUCAACCUGAUGCAGGGGCUCCAGUGGCCGGCUCUCAUACAAGCGCUAGCACUCCGCCCUGGAGGUCCGCCGUCGCUGAGACUGACCGGCGUGGGACCUCCCUCGCCGGACGAGCGAGACACACUGCGCGAGAUCGGCGCGCGGCUGGCGGAGCUGGCGCACUCGGUGAACGUGCGGUUCACGUUCCGCGGAGUGGCAGCGUGGCGGCUGGAGGACGUGAAGCCGUGGAUGCUGCAGGUGAGUCCGAAGGAGGCUGUGGCAGUGAACUCGAUCAUGCAGCUACACCGCGUGCUCGGUUCGGGAAUCGAUACGGUUCUCGGCUGGAUCCGAGGUCUAAACCCAAAGAUCGUGGCGGUUGUGGAGCAGGAAGCGAACCACAACGGGGAAAGUUUUCUGGAGCGGUUCACGGAGGCUCUACACUACUACUCGACCGUCUUCGACUCGCUGGAAGCGUGUUCGGUGGAGCCGGACAAGGGUCUGGCGGAGAUGUACCUGCAGAGGGAGAUUUGCAACGUGGUGUGCUGCGAGGGACCGGCGCGAUUGGAGCGGCACGAGCCGCUGGUGAAAUGGAGGGAACGGCUGGGCAGAGCCGGAUUCAGGCCCUUGCAUUUGGGUUCGAACGCUUACAAACAAGCGAGCAUGCUGUUGACUCUGUUCUCAGCCGAGGGUUACUGCGUGGAAGAGAAUCAAGGGUGUUUGACUCUGGGUUGGCAUAGCCGGCCCCUGAUUGCGGCUUCGGCUUGGCAAGCCGCGCCCCUAAGAGAGGGUGAAACGGUGCGUUUCCAGCGCUGAUGAUGAGGAGAGGAGGAUGUAACAGAAAAGAGUUGUUUAUUUAUUUAUUCUAGUUACUACUACUAAACACAAAAGAGUGGUGAAAAUAAUGUAUAUUUUUGUAUUUUUCUUUCAUUUUCCCACACACGUGACUUUCUCUUUUUCUUCAAAUUCAUUUUCUGUC
Molecule: messenger RNA, 1730 nt
Organism: Vigna radiata var. radiata (mung bean)
Lineage: Eukaryota; Viridiplantae; Streptophyta; Magnoliopsida; Fabales; Fabaceae
Product: DELLA protein GAI
Exons: 1
Coding region: 95-1567 (490 amino acids)
Biological process (GO): regulation of DNA-templated transcription
Cellular component (GO): nucleus
Molecular function (GO): sequence-specific DNA binding; DNA-binding transcription factor activity
Source: RefSeq, a predicted model, not a curated record